AUGCCCGGGGGCUUUGCGGGCCUCUGGAGCCCCCAGGGCGCGGGCGCGCCUGCAAACACCACUGCCGCUUUGGGGAACGCGAUGGCGAAUCAGCCUGCGGGGUCGAGUGCAGGGGUGAUCGGACCUGCCGUGGAUCAGGCUGCCCAGGGGCCAGCCGGCGCGCUUUUCAACUCAGCCGGCGGAAUGUACAUGGACAUGGACACCUAUCUCGCGUAUGCGUACCAGCAGUACACGAACCACUACUAUGGCAUUGCGCGGCAAACGGCGCCUCCGGAGAUCGCGAUGCAGCAGGCACGGGAGUGCGUCGAGAAGUUGAAGGCCAGCGGUUUCUUUGAUUUGGUGAAGACCCGGUAUCAGGCGACGCUCGCUGCGGCCGCGACCGGUGUGAGUCCACAGGGAACCCCCGCGCCUGCCCCCAUGCCGGAUUCGACGGCGGCUCCCAGUGCCGCGGCCCCUCUCCCGCCAUCGAGUCAGGCACCGCAAGGAAGUCACCAGCAGAGGGGAUCUCAAGGGCGCGUCGCGUUUUCCCUCAAGUUGAAGACGCGUGGCGGCCCCGAAGGACACGCCGCUGCGCCUCCGGCUUCGGCGGCGUCGGUCCCGUCCACUGCGAGUUCAGGGAGCGCGUCGACGACGACUUCAGGCGGUCCAGGCCUCAACGCAGCGGCGGUCUCUCCGGUCCCCGGAGUCCCCGGCCCGGCACCGCCAGGCGCGUGUCCGCCGACUGUCGGAGGCGUCGCCGACGCUUCGGGGCCUGGAGCCGGAGCGCCUUGGCCAGGCGCGGCGAUUCCCACGUCUUCGCUGCCGAGCUACGGCGCGUACUACCAGCAAAUGGUGCAGGCGCAGCAACAGGCGUAUCUCCACAUGUACCAGCAAGGACAGAUGCAGCCGGCGAUGCCCUCAGUUCAGCUUCCGUCCCAACCGUCCCCGUACGCCUCAGGCAACCCAAGCAUGUCCAACAUGUACAAUGCGCCUCCGAUGUACCCAGGCGGUCCCGUGACGAGCUCGCCGCCGCCUCCGCCGCCUCCGCUUCCUGCAGGCACUGUCUCGUCGUUUUCGGGCGGAGGCGGCGGGCCUGGCCCUGGCGGGCAUGCGCGAAUUGAGAGCGCCGUAGAAGCUGCUGCGAAGGCUGCAGCGGCCGCCGUCGAAGCGAAGCAUCGCAGCGGCCAGGGACAGCCUGCGGGCGCCGGCGCCUUCGACAUUGCGAGUGCGCGCGACCAGGCUCUGAAGCGCGCAGCCGAGAUCACCAAGGACAUCGAGGAACGGCGGAAGCAACAGCUCUUGUCGACCCAGGCGUUCUCCCUCUGGCUGCAAAAGGUCCACUCCACUCACUUGAUGGGCGACAAAGGCCUCGAGUGGCGGCGGACGGUCAAUCUCUUCAGUCAAAAAAUGACAAACGACUACCGACUGGGCCUCCUCGGCGGCAGAGACUGGGCCACGCAUCCCGUCCCGUCCGAGGACGAGAUUCAGAGUGAGGUGGUGAAACUCAAUUUCCAGAUGAGCAGCCACGAGCGUUCCGGGAAACCGAGUCUCGGCAGUGACCGAGGCACUUCGAUGACUGCCGAUCCGUACGCAUCGGGCACCGGCGGAGGCUCGGGGCGACAUACCCGGCGCGACUCUGAGGGCGUCCGAGACAGCCGCAGUCGGAGUCGGAGCCCGGUCUACGGCGCCUCGAGUUUUCGGCACGGGCGAAACGAACGAAACGCGUACCGCCACCGCCAGAGCCAGCUGAGCCCCUCGAACGGCCGGAGAGAUCGAGACGACCGACCGGACGACGCGCGAAGUCUCUCUGAGGUGGACGGUCGCGGGAGAAAAGGCGACGAGGACUACAUCUCGCUCACCGACAAGUGGGACCGGGGUCUAGGGAAGUCGCGUUCGAAGGCGCGCCAAGUGCAACUCCUGCGGCGAGACGGACGAGGCGAGCGGGGAAGCGCCGGCGACGAGAGAAAGGAGGCUCCGGUGAUGCUCAUCAAAUGCACGCCCCAAGAGGAACAGAAGCGGCUGCAGCGGAUGAAUCGAUUCGGCCCCGGCCCGAGCUCCGGCUCCAGUGCGCCUCCCGGCAAGGAAAACCCGCUGUGGAAAGUUUCGUGGACAGCAGACGGUUCAGCGUCGCCCUCGGCAGGAUCUGGAGGAGGCGGCGGGCUGUCUUGGCAGCAGAAGCUGGCCAUUGCAAAAAGCACAGAGAAAAUCAUUGGCACGAGCACUGCUCUGGAGAAGAAUUACCUGCGACUCACCAACGCACCUGAUCCUGCCACGGUUCGUCCGCCGGAAGUUCUCCGUCGGUCGUUCGAGUUGAUUUUGCAAAAACACCGCGAAGGCGCUUCCUGGCGGUACGUGGAGGAGCAGUUCCGGAGCAUGCGGCAAGACUUGACAGUGCAGGGCGUGAAGGACGAGUUCUCCAGGAAGGUGUACGAGACCAACGGACGACUCGCUUUGAGUUACCACGAUCUGGGGCAGUUCAACCAGUGUCAGACGCAGCUGCGCGAUCUCUACAAGCGCCUCCAAGUCGCUGAGGACGAUCCGGAGCGGCUUGAGUACCUCUGCUAUCGCUUGGUCUACAUGGCCCUUCAGGGAAUGCGUCUAGACGUUCUGCGAGUGAUGUCGGAAAUGACAGCUGCGGAGCGAAGCAAUUCGAAUGUCGUCUACGCGAUGAAGGUGCGGCGGGCGCUAGCUGAUGGGAACUUCCGUCGCUACUUCUACCUCGCCUCCAUCGGACCGCACCAAACGAGGCAUUUGUGUGAAAUCUUCGAGCCUCGCGUGCGCAUGCUUGCCCUCGUUACACUCGCCAAAGCGUCUCUCGUGCUGCAGCCGAAGCAGUUGCAAGAAGAACUGAACUUCUCAGACCUCGAGGAGACGCUGGAUUUUCUGCGCCGCGAGGGGGCCGUCUUCAAUGCGGACGGGAAGCUCGACAGCAAGCGGAGCCUCGUGAACUUCGAGAAAUCGAGUCUCCUUUCAAAGAAAGUCAAGGCCAUGGGAUGA
Messenger RNA from Neospora caninum, 2976 nucleotides. RefSeq names its product putative SAC3/GANP domain-containing protein. Gene Ontology annotation, cellular component: nucleus. The transcript has 10 exons. The record is from RefSeq and is a predicted model, not a curated record. NCBI's taxonomy places the organism in Eukaryota, Apicomplexa, Conoidasida, Eucoccidiorida, Sarcocystidae. The coding region runs from base 1 to 2976 and encodes 991 amino acids.